Molecule: messenger RNA, 2203 nt
Organism: Bemisia tabaci
Lineage: Eukaryota; Metazoa; Arthropoda; Insecta; Hemiptera; Aleyrodidae
Source: RefSeq, a predicted model, not a curated record
UAAAAAGCGCGUUCAGAAUCCACACUCAUUUGUUGAUUGUGAUGUGCAUUUCUUCUGCCUCAGCUGUAAAGGAGGUGGUGAUCAAUGUCCAGUUUGCUGCAAAUCUCUGAAUAGCUCAACAUUGGUAAAACAGGAAUUUUUUGAAGGUAUUUUGAAAACAUCCUGCUUUACAACACAUGACAAAGAUUUUGAGCGGGAAAAAGUACCUAUUCACUUGGUAAAUAAGCUUUUUUAUGAAUUCGAGCGUAUUCAUGAUCUUCAUUUGGAUGGAUUUGCAGCGAAAACUCGACCGAAAAUAUCGAGAAAAGCAGGAAGGGAGAAUGGAGUUUUAAGUAGUGAAUCGUCAUCUAACACUGUGCAAAUAAAGCUGAAUUUUUUGUCAAAUAAGGAAGAAAAAACCCCUAGCGACGAGAUAAAGUUGCAGGGCUGUGCAAAAACCUUGUGUGAAAAUGCCCAAAAAUUGAGUCAAAGUAAAUCUCCUGAAGCCAGAAAUCUCGACUCAGAAUUAAAUGUUAGUCCAGGCAACCUGAAUGCCGUAGAAAGGAAAUGCAGGGAAUCGUCUAGCUCUGAUGCAGCUAUGAAUUCAUCCAGGAAAAGAAAAUUAACAUCAAACGCAUCUUAUGACAAGAAAUCUACAAGUGAUGGAUCUCCUGACAGUCAAUCUCUAUUUUUACCGCAUAAAUAUUCUAAAAAAGCAACACCAAAAAUGUUGAAUGAAUCAAAAAAAGUGAUAAAUGGUAGAGCAGUUGAAAGAGAAAUCGACCAUGAAAAAGUAAAAUUGAAAUUAACAUCUGUGACUGGGACUGAAAAAAAGCCAACCAUGCAAGUAAUGGAUUUGAGCUCUCCCUUUGUCAAAUUAAACGACUCAAAUCCAAUUAUAAAUUCUAAGGACAAAAAUGACAAGAGCAUUAUAGAGAAGGACAAAAAAAGCAAAAAUGUAUUUAAAAAAAACGCUAAAGGAGAAACAACAUUGCAUAUUGCAUGCCGGAUGAACAAAAUCAGUCAGUUGAAAGAGCUUCUAGAAACUGAUUGGAAACAACACAUCAAUGACAAAGAUUUUGCAGGGUGGACUCCAUUGCAUGAAGCUGUAUCGUCAGGGAACUAUGAGAUCGCUAAAAUUUUGCUGGAAGCUGGAGCCUGGGUGUUUGUUCCCGGUUACAAUUUUGAAACUGUCCUUCAUACAGCCUUGUACAAAACCGAAGAGUUUGUCAAGUUGAUGAUGAGUUACAAGCCUGACGUGGAAGCUAGAACUAUUUAUGGCCAAACUCCCUUGUCAAUUGCAAAGGAGCUCGGCUUAGAAAAGUUAUUGGAGUUUUCGGGCAAACAAGAACUGGAUCUCCCAUACCCAUCACCGUCACGUCCAACCUUGAUCUAUAUUCAUGAUUUAUCUGACAAGCAUAUCAUCGCAUCUUUAAAAAAGCUGAAUGUCCCUGUUGCAAAGGUCUUUUCGAAAGAUGUAUCUCAUGUCAUCCUAAAAACCAGUGAGAAUACAUACUGUGAACCUGCAAUGAUUAUUUUAGAAGCAAUUUUAAUGGGAAAAUUUUUGAUAAGUGUAAAAUGGAUUGAUGACUCCGUUGAAAACGGCCUUGUCUUGGAAUGUGAGCAUUAUGAAGUAAAAGGAGUUGGUUCUCAUUCAGGUUGUGAUGCUCCACACAAAGCCAGACUGAAUUCAUACCGCCUGUUUCCUGGUCUGUUUGCUGGCGCCUUCUUUUAUUUGGUUGGUAACUGGAGAGACUCUGCCAAAAGGGAAAAAAUUGCCUCAUUGAUUUGCUUGGGGGAAGGCACAAUUUUAAAACGGGAACCAGAUCCAGAGAAUAUUCCUGAAAUGGAAUCAACCGUGAUGUAUCAUGCAAAACCUAACUCUGCCAUGGCGAAAUGCUCCCAUGUACUGUUAUACAACGAAGAAAAUGAUGGACCUCAGAUUAAAUACCGGAUGAAUCAUGUGAAGACUUUACCUUUAAAAUGGCUCAUUUCUUGUAUCGAGACAUUUUCUAUUAUCGAUCCUGAGUGACAGUGAUUACAUGCAGUUUUUAAAUAAUGUUUAUUAUUAUUUGGUUGCAAGGCAACUUCAUACUUUGUACUUCGUCGGGUUGAAAGGCUGUCCCAUUUCAAAUUGCCUACUUUGAAGCAUUCGAGCUGUAUUCUCUCAUUGCAAACAUGAACUAAAUUGGCCAAUAAAAUAUAUUUAUUUUUUAUUUCAUAA